Corythoichthys intestinalis (scribbled pipefish) is the source of this 4723-nucleotide messenger RNA. Its product is annotated as gastrula zinc finger protein XlCGF57.1-like. Gene Ontology annotation, biological process: regulation of transcription by RNA polymerase II. The record is from RefSeq and is a predicted model, not a curated record. Gene Ontology annotation, molecular function: DNA-binding transcription factor activity, RNA polymerase II-specific. The coding region runs from base 1249 to 2640 and encodes 463 amino acids. NCBI's taxonomy places the organism in Eukaryota, Metazoa, Chordata, Actinopteri, Syngnathiformes, Syngnathidae. Gene Ontology annotation, cellular component: nucleus. The transcript is spliced from 2 exons.
CGUACCCUUUUUCUAACCAGACGAGCUCCUUCAAAGCGUUCCCAUCGGGUAGGUACAGAAGUAAGCGUUUUGUGGACUAAAACAUGCCAACCUAAAGCUUUUAGUGGAAGUCAUUUGGCUUCACAUGUUACGUCCCAGGCUUAUUUAGCUUAGAUUAGUUUAUUUUAGCUCGCUAGCCAAGACAGGCGCCUGUGGUUCUGCGCAUGCGCUAACGUUACAAACGGCCACGAAUGCAGUGUUUCCGAAGUAAACACAAACCCCGCGUGUUGGUGAGCUUUAUUUCUAAAAGAAGAAAAAUGCCCUUUGCUCAAGACAAAAAAAAAAACAAUUGCAAUGAAAAAUAUUUUAACAUGUAUUUUACGAAUCAAUUGCCUCAAUCAUUUUUUUCUAAUGAAAGGUUUUAAGAAGCUUUCAAGCGUUUAAUUUUCUCAAAUUAGAGCGCCAUGCAGAAAUCCAUAAAAUUGCAUAUUGUUUUGAAAAUUGUGAGUGAAAGAGUGACUUCCAGUCUGCCCGAUCCUUGACUCUUGCAUGAUCCUGCAGUCUUCGCAUGAAUCGGUGGCGCGGCUCCAAAGACGCUCUGCUCUUAAAACGCAUCCUGUUGAAAUUGGGGGCCAGUGGCAGAGGUGGGUAAGGUAGCUAAAAAUUAGACCAAAAUUAAGAGAAGCGUUACUUCCAAGUAAUAUUACUCAAGUAAAAGUAGUUAUCAAAAAAAUAUACUCAAGUAAAAAUGUAUUUGAUGAAAAUAAUACUCAAGUAUUCAGUAACAUUGUGAGUAACUGCUUACAAUGUUUGAUUUUUUUAUUUUCAACGCAAUGGUACUUCUUCUUUCAGCACAGUUAUCUAUAUGAACUCUUUUUAUUAUACUUUAAAAAAAAACAAAAAACAUUUAAUUACGGCGAGAGAAAUCAAAAUACAGGAAUAAAGCAUCAUUUGUUCAAAGAGCAUGAGGGCCCUCUAAUGGAGAAAAAAUAUUUCAAAUUAUGAAAAUAAAGGAUCAUAUCUCUGGUUUUCCGGAGUCAAUUGGCGCCAAAUAAAAAUUCUGAGAGCGGUUUAAAUAUGAGUUUUUGAGUCAUGUUUACAGCAGCGCUCUAUGGCCAUUCACAGCUGUGUCUUGACACUCAGUGAUACAUGCGACAUGGAGUUUUUGGAGCGAAACAAGUGUCCCGCAGACAUCAGAGUAGAAGAUCUUCACCCUGAGAACCCCCCCCCCCCCCCCCUCCACACACACACGCCAAACAGGAGUCUGAGAUGCCGUACUUCAAAGAGGAGGCAGAGACGGAGACAUUCAGCAUUAAAGAAGAAGAACAGGAAGAUGAAAUCACCAAGUUUCCAAUGACCAUCAUUGUGAAAAGCGAAGAAGAUGAAGUGAAAAGCGAAGAGAGCGAAGAGAGCGAAGCAGCGAAAUCUCCGAGCCUCAGCUUGCUUCAGCACCUAACAAAAGGUGAGGGACGAUUGCAACCGGAUGGCAUCUUAGCUCAGCACUCGGACAGCGACGACGUGACAUCACACUCAUCUGACUAUAACACUGAUGAGGAUUUUGACUUUGACCAAAACUCUUCGAAAUCCUUAAACAAGUUAUCAUUGAGAAGAGACACAAAAGAACACGCGGGUGGGAAACCUUUUCCCUGCUCGAUUUGUGAUAAAAGAUUUUUUCUGAAGAAAUAUUUAAGGACGCACAUGAGGACACACACUGGCAAAAAGCCGUUCCACUGCUCAGUUUGUGGUAAAAGCUUCAGUCAGAAGGCAACUUUAAACAGUCACACAAGAACACACACUGGAGAGAAGCCAUUCGCCUGCUCACUUUGCGAUAAAAGAUUUAGUCGGAAGCAACGUUUAACAACACACAUGUGUACACACACUGGAGAAAAGCCUUUUCCCUGCACAUUAUGUGGAAAAAGAUUCACUUCAAAGGGAAAAUUUGACAGUCAUGCAAGAAUACACACUGUAGACAAGUGUUUCACCUGCUCACUUUGUGAUAAAAGAUUUUGUGAAAAGUAUUUGUUAACAAAUCACAUGGAUACACACACGGGAAUAAAGCUUUUUCGUUGCUCAGUUUGUGGGAAAAGCUUCCAUCAGAAGGCAAGUUUAAACAGACAUGCAAUAACACACACUGGAGAGAUGCCUUUCGCCUGCUCACUUUGCGAUAAAAGAUUUGCUAUGAAACAUUACUUAACAAGACAUAUGUAUACACACACAGGUAUAAAGCCUUUUCCCUGCUCAGUUUGUAGUAAAAGGUUCCGUCAGAAGGGAGCUUUAAACAAACACGCAAGAACACACACUGGAGAGAAGCCUUUUACCUGUGAAUUUUGUGGUCAUAAAUUCGCCAGUAAGGGAUCUUUAAUCAAACACACAAGAACACACACUGAAGAGAAGCCUUUCGCCUGCUCACUUUGCGAUAAAAGAUUUUGGACAGAGCAUGAGUUGACAACACACAGGUAUACACACACAGGAAUAAAACUGUUUCCCUGCUCAGUUUGUAGUAAAAGCUUCUGUCAGAAGGGUGAUUUAAUCAGACACGCAAGAACACACACUGGCGAGAAGCCUUUCGCCUGCUCACAUUGCAAUAAAAGAUUUAGUCUGAACCAUUCUUUAACAAGACACAUGUGGACACACCCUGAAGGAAAGCCUUUUGCCUGCUAAGCUUGUGAGAAAAUAUUCACCAGCAAGGCAAAUUUAAACACACAAGAACAUGCACUGGGGGAAAAAAACCUGUCAAUGGCGUACUGCAAGCAACACGUCACUUUUGCUCAUUAAUAUUCAUAAUGUUAGCAAUUGUGGCUAGUAGGGUCAACCUCACUUUUGUCCCAAAUAGUAAAUGAAUGGUAAUAGUUUACAAACGAGAUGUUUACUGAGCAAAACCUACCAAUUCUGUCUGAAAAUGAUGUCCCUGGAGCCAAAUUCACUGGUAAAAAUGUGGAAGAAUAUACACAUGUUCAGUUAAAGAGAUCGCUUGAGAGUCGAGGGCUGAAAAAGACAGGAAAAAGAACCGACCGGAGAUUUAGCCUUUUUUAUCGACACCUUUUUCUUGUGUGCAUUGCCUUACGCACUGACGAUGACAUUCUCCUGCUUUGUGUGCAUUGCCUUACGCCACUGACAAUGAUAUUCUCCUAUUUUAACAAUCUAUCCUUUACCACCAUAUGCCCUGUCUUUCUUAUAUAUUAUAUCCUCUGGUUUUCUUACAUCUAUCCUUUACCACCAUAUGCCCUGUCUUUCUUAUAUAUUAUAUCCUAUAUUCUUACAUCUCUGACCAUUCUUGGGGGCAAUUUACAUUGCUAUUUUUGUGUAGCGAUCGCAAAUGCUACUCAGUGACAGCCAAUGAACACUUUUAAUUUUUUCAUUCAUAAUAAAUCUUAAUUCUGUAAUUUAUUUACACUUCCCCUUACUAAAGUUUUUGGUUUCGGGAAACGUAUGAGGAACACAUCCUUCAUAUGUCGUAAUGUCUAGGGUUGUUUCUACAAGUUCCAUAACAGCAGUGUUUCAUCGGCAUGUUCUUUUUUGAAAGAUUACCGGAGAAAACAAGCAGAAAUAACGUAGUUUGUAUGCGAGGGCGAGUCUAUAAUGUCCCACUUCGGCGUUACCAUUGCAACAUCACGGUCUAAAAAUGGCAUUCGUGCUGUAUGCUAUUGCAGUGUGUGACAAAAUGUUCUUAUUCCUGACAUAAAUUUCCUGUAGAAAAUUUCCAUUUCCUAAUACGAUUUCUUCCCAGCCUGUUUUGAAAAACUUGUUCAAAUGAUUUUGCUGGUCCUGUUGUUUUGCAGAACUAUCCAAAAUAUUGGAAUUUUUUAUUUUUUUUUAUUUUUUAAAUGUCAUGAAUUUUUACAUUUCUUCCGAAUUUUCUCUAUUUCACUUCUGAAUGUUGGUGUUUGAAACACUCUGAUGCCGCCUUUCCCUUUGUUGUUGUUUGUUAAAUUUUCAAACUUUAUCUGAAUAGUUUCAGGGAAGAUGUUUUGAUUUGUCUUGUGCAUUGUAAUAUUUUGCUCACUGUUAUCCUUUUCAUUAUUACUAUUAAAUAUUUGCUACAUUGCAGAAUUUUUUCUUUACAUCCUCUCCUGUGAAGUAUUGAUAUAUCAAUAAACUUUGCAUUGUAUUCAUUCUCCUAUUUCAAUAAAAUUGCACAAUUAUUGAAUCUUAGAAGGAGCUUCAAGUCCCAUCUCCGGCAUAACUUCACUGUGGAAGUUUGGGGGACAUCUAAUCCGAGUGGACCAUGUUCCGCUCCAGUGAUGUUUUUGUCAAUGAUGACGACAACGAAAAUUUUUCGGCAACGAACAACAUUUUCAUGACGUUGACAAGACCAUAAUGAGCUAAAUUCAUGUUUUUGCAGACUAAAACAUAAGACGAAUGCUAGUUUUUGUCUGACGAGAUGAGAAUGAGAUGAAAAUGCUCAAUAGUUUCCGCCACAUGUUCACAAUGUAACAUUUUACGCGUAGUUUGCCUGCGUCUUAGCAGAGUCUGGUUGGAUUUUUUUUUUUUAAUUAUUAUAAUUUGCUUGUGCCGUGUGAUUGUGAUUUGGACUUAGAUAUAGAUUUAUUAACAGACUCAAUAUAUAAAGUCCUUUUACAAACGAAAAUUGGCUGGAUUUCAUCAUUUAAAUCUUUUUUUACCCUUUAUUUUUUCGUUGUUUUUGUUGUGGUUGUUGUUGCUGCUGUUUUUUUUAGUAAUUCUGCUCAAUCUAUCACAUAUUUCUUGGAUGAUUAUAUUUGAAUGCCUUGUUUUGUUUCAUUAA